Messenger RNA from Colletotrichum navitas, 258 nucleotides. RefSeq lists its product as uncharacterized. NCBI's taxonomy places the organism in Eukaryota, Fungi, Ascomycota, Sordariomycetes, Glomerellales, Glomerellaceae. The record is from RefSeq and is a predicted model, not a curated record. The annotation marks the transcript as partial. The transcript has a single exon.
CCGCAGACCUGGGACAUCCUCUCCAAAGAGGAGCGCGCUGAGAUCAUUGCCAUCUUUCCUACUGGCACGCGCAUCCUUGAUCUGUACACCGAAAACGCCCGCCCUGGUCUCCACUCUCUUCGCAACGACAACAACUUCCGCCAUGACAGCGCCAUGUACACUGACAGCAUCGCCAUGGGCAAGCACGACCCGGAAUGGCUUGAGCAGGCAUUUGUAGCGCGUGAGAUGCUGCGCGCUGGGGACUUCGACAGCUACCUG